Notechis scutatus (mainland tiger snake) is the source of this 1955-nucleotide messenger RNA. RefSeq lists its product as uncharacterized. Gene Ontology annotation, molecular function: DNA-binding transcription factor activity, RNA polymerase II-specific; RNA polymerase II transcription regulatory region sequence-specific DNA binding. The record is from RefSeq and is a predicted model, not a curated record. Gene Ontology annotation, biological process: regulation of transcription by RNA polymerase II; embryo development. Lineage: Eukaryota; Metazoa; Chordata; Lepidosauria; Squamata; Elapidae. Gene Ontology annotation, cellular component: nucleus.
AUCCCAAAGCAAAACUAAGGACAAAGGGUUUAGGCAAAAGUGUGAAAGUACCAAAAGACCCUUUACAUUUGGAUAUGCGCAACAGAACCAACGUUAGAGAAGACCAAAAUGGGUACAGGGAGAAUGAAAACAGUUUGAGCUGGAGAGUCAAAAUGGGAGAGAAGCCCUAUAAAUGCAUGGAGUGUGGAAAAGGUUUCAGCAAGAACAGCUCCCUUACCUGCCACAAAAGGAUCCACACAGGGGAGAAACCCUAUAAAUGCAUGGACUGUGGGAAGAGCUUCAGCAAGAGCAAUCACCUCCUUUCUCAUAAAAGGAUCCACACAGGGGAGAAACCCUACAAAUGUACUGACUGUGGAAAGAGUUUCAGGUGGAGCAGUCAGCUGACUUCCCAUAAAAGGAUCCAUUCGGGUGUGAUACCCUACAAAUGCACGGAGUGUGGAAAGAGCUUCCGGGAAAAUGGAUCCCUUACUUCACACAAGAGAAUCCACACAGGGGAGAAGCCAUAUAAUUGCAUCGAAUGUGGGAAAAUAUUUCGGAAAAGCAGUUCGCUUACUUCCCACCAAAGGAUCCACACAGGGGAAAAACCUUACAAAUGUACAGACUGCGGAAAGAGCUUUAGUCAAAGCAGUAACCUCAUUUCGCAUAAAAGGAGCCAUUCGGGGGAAAAACCUUAUAAGUGUGUGGAAUGUGGAAAGAGUUUCAUGUGGAACAGUCAGCUGACAUCUCAUAAAAGCAUCCAUACAGGGGAAAAACCCUAUAAAUGCGCCGACUGCGGGAAGAGCUUCAGCAACAGCAGUCACCUGAUUUCCCACAGAAGGAUCCACUCGGGGGAGAAACCAUAUAAAUGUCUGGAGUGUGGGAAGAGCUUCCGCGAAAAUGGGUCUCUGACUUCCCACAAAAGGAUCCACAUAGAAGAAAAACCACGUCAAUGUGUGGAAUGCGGGAAAAUGUUUCAGAGGAAAAGUUCUUUUGUUUCCCAUAAAUGUACCCGUACCGAAGAAAAACCCUAUAAAUGUCUGGACUGUGGGAAAAUAUUCCGAAAAAGCAGCUUCCUUAUUUCCCAUAAAAGAAUCCACACAGGGGAAAAACCAUUUAAAUGCCUGGAGUGUGGAAAGAGCUUCCGCGAAAAUGGAUCUCUGACUUCCCAUAAAAGGAUCCACUCAGGUGAGAAGCCCUAUAAAUGCACGGAGUGUGGGAAGAGCUUUUGGAGGAGCAGUUCCCUUUGUUCGCACAGAAGAAUCCACACGGGGGAAAAGCCUUACAAAUGCACCGAGUGUGGAAAAAGCUUCAGUGAGAAUGGAUCGCUGACAUCCCAUAAAAGGAUCCACACAGGGGAGAAACCUUACAAAUGCCCAGAGUGUGGAAAAAGAUUCAAUACUAGCAGUAAUCUUUCCUCCCAUCGAAGGAUCCACUCUGAGGAGAAACACUAUAAAUGCGUGGAGUGUGGAAAAAGCUUUACUCAGAGUGCUUGCCUUAUUUCUCACAAGAGAAUCCACAGAGGGCAGAAACCGUAUAAAUGUGUGGAGUGUGGGAAAAGUUUCAGAUGGAGCAGUCACCUUACUUCCCAUAAAAGGAUCCACACGGGGGAGAAGCCAUAUAAGUGCCAGGAAUGUGGGAAAAUAUUCCGGAUAAGCAGUUCCCUAACUUCCCACAAACGGAUCCAUACUGGGGAGAAACCAUAUCAGUGCAAGGAUUGUGGAAAGAGCUUCCGAGAAAAUGGAUCCCUCACGGUUCAUAAAAGGAUCCACACAGGGGAGAAACCCUAUAAAUGCACCGAGUGUGGGAAAAGCUUCCGAAAGAGCAGUAACCUUACUUCCCACAUAAGGAUCCACUCAUGGGAUCCCCAAGAGAAUGAACCUGAUCAGGAGGUGGUUGUACCAACAUUAAAAACGCUCAAGAAUGAACUGAGAAAAGAGACAUUGAGAAAUCAGUGAGGACCCUGAAAUAAAAUUAGG